AUGCCGGCCAUUCCCCAACCCAAAGCUAAGAGAGACAGGGAUGGCGUUUUGGAGGAUUCUGUUCACGGUUGGGUCACCAAAUUCCUGACAGACCGACAGGUUGAGGAACCAAGCGGUCCAUUGCCCCCAGUAUCUCCAGUGCCGCCAGGAUCUCAAGUUCAGUGUUCUGGAUGGGGAUGCCUCAGUGAAGCACAGCAGGCUGGGGUUCUUGUUACCAUUGUUGUGGUAUUCCUAUCUCUCUUUCUUGGUCUGAUUUUCUUUCUACGAUCGAAAAAGAAGCAGGACAAUUGGGUUGAUGGUGACCUCAUCCUUGUCCGGACCAGAAGACGACCGAGACCCAGAAGCCAAGCGGCCUCUAUCAAGUCACAGCACUCGCGCUUCUUCUUCAGACAUGAGGGACUGACAGGCACGCAACAGCCUCCUCAAGUAUUGAUCGCUCAUCCGACAAUUCUUCUUAUUUCUCCACCUCCUCCUCUGCCAGUCCCGGUUCCCCUUCCCAUGCCAAUGCCGAUGCCAUUCCGACCACCUCAACCGAUCUACCCCUAUCCGAUGGCUUAUCAGGCGAACCAGGCAAAUCAGUACUAUCCGAUGAGAGCGCAAGCAUUUGGAAACUCUCAAGAGCCCUCUGCAGUCCCGGCAUUCCCGAUCAAUGCCCAGUACCAACAGCAACCGCAGCCUUAUCCUCUAGCCCCGCAACACCCUCAUUAUCCAUGGAAACAGGAGCCUGGCCUUCAGCAAAGUGAGCAGCGCUCUCAAAAGCCCCCGCGAAGAAGGCUAUCACUUGCCCGAAGGCUCUUCAGUCUGUUCAACGACCCAGUCGGUAGAGCGUCAACCAUUGCCAGCUCUGACUCGGACUCAACCCGAGCUCCAUCCAUACGCAGCAGUCACCAUUCGAGGACCUCAGCGACAUCUGUUGCUACGCCGCCUUCUCCUGAAAUGCGGAUCAAGAGGACUGCAGCGCAUGAAGCAGACGCGAUGAGACCGCUUGAAGUGUCUCCCGCGGUUGCCACUGUCCAGAGUGACGACUACGUCACUCCUACAACUAUACAGGAUGCUUUGUCAGUCCCAGCCAACUCGGGUAGCGAAGUUCAAUGUGAACCGCGGGGGAAGGCCGCCACCACCGAGUCUCCGGUCAAGAAACAAGUUCAGGCUGAGCGUGAUAAUACAAAGACAUGUCCGACUUCCAUACCGCUCUGCGAAGACACCGAAACUGCUGGAACUUAUCCUAGUCGCCCUGUCGCCAAGCCCCUUAAGAGUGCCCUAAAGAAUGGAAAAAAAUCAGCUGCAGGAGCCAGAUUAUGCAAUACGAAGAACGAUCAGAAGCCCUCGGCCAAAGAAGAUAGCGAUCAUGUGGACUUCGCGUCUAGUCGCACCGUCACUUCGCCAAUGGCCGCGGAAGCCAGCUCGAGCAAGGGCAAAGAAAAGCGGCAGCAGGGGAAAUCCGUUGAUAAACAUAGCCCCAAGGAGAACGCAGUCCGCGAAGUUAGUCGAGAUCAUCCAGACGUCUUAGGCACAGCCGUACAUUCUGCCGAGACGCUGAAGGAGCCAGUACCGGAUCCUCAAAGCAGCCCGGUCAAAACAAGAGAGAAGAAACAUGACCAGAGCUCGAGUCCCAACCAGCACUUACGGAGAUUAUCGAGUAGAACUGAAGAGCUUCGAUUCGACGUGUCUUGUUCUGAUGUCACGGAGACCAGUGACUCGCUGAGCGACGACUCGCCGCCUCCGUCUCCUCCGAGACCAAUCCACCAGGGCGGUGGUAAGUAUGCUCCUGAGCAGCUGCGAAGGAAGCCAUCAAGCAGAGCGUACUAG
Colletotrichum paranaense is the source of this 1809-nucleotide messenger RNA. RefSeq lists its product as uncharacterized. NCBI's taxonomy places the organism in Eukaryota, Fungi, Ascomycota, Sordariomycetes, Glomerellales, Glomerellaceae. The coding region runs from base 1 to 1809 and encodes 602 amino acids. The transcript has 5 exons. The record is from RefSeq and is a predicted model, not a curated record.